UGAGUCGUGGUUAGGCUGUGAUAUGACACAUAGAACAUUUCUCACACAAACACAGAAGCUACCAGUCUUCGAUCCGGACAAAAUGGCAAGCAAACUGACUCCAGAGCAGAUCACAGAGUAUAAAGGUGUGUUUGAAAUGUUCGACGAGGAGGGGAAUGGGGAUGUGAAGACACAGGAGCUGGAGAGGCUGAUGAGUUUGAUGGGAAUCAACCCGACAAAGAGGGAGCUGAGUCAAAUGGCCAAAGAUGUGGAUAAAGACGGCAAUGGCACCUUUAACUGUGACAAGUUCCUGGGUCUUAUGGCUCUUUACCACGAGCGAACUAAAAACCAAGAUGCUGAGCUUCGAGCUGCCUUUAAAGUGUUUGAUAAGGAGGCCAAAGGCUACAUUGACUGGAAUACACUCAAGUAUGUGUUGACGAAUUCUGGUGAACCUCUCAAUGAAGAAGAGGCAGAACAGAUGAUGAAGGAGGCUGACAAAGAUGGAGAUGGAACAAUUGAUUAUGAGGAAUUUGUUGCCAUGAUGACUGGGGACUCUUUCAAGAUGACCUGAGACUGAAAUCGGAGAAGCAUAUGGAUGAGCAGUGAAAUGUAAAAGUUGCUCCCUGGAAGAUCUCAACAGUUUGAAUUAAAGGAUUAUAACGACA
This is a messenger RNA of Ictalurus punctatus (channel catfish), 644 nucleotides long. It is a transcript of the gene calml6, whose product is annotated as calmodulin like 6. Bases 23 to 550 code for a protein of 175 amino acids. The record is from RefSeq and is a predicted model, not a curated record. The transcript has 6 exons. NCBI's taxonomy places the organism in Eukaryota, Metazoa, Chordata, Actinopteri, Siluriformes, Ictaluridae. Gene Ontology annotation, cellular component: myosin II complex. Gene Ontology annotation, molecular function: calcium ion binding.